Messenger RNA from Momordica charantia (bitter melon), 1272 nucleotides. RefSeq names its product Transducin/WD40 repeat-like superfamily protein. NCBI's taxonomy places the organism in Eukaryota, Viridiplantae, Streptophyta, Magnoliopsida, Cucurbitales, Cucurbitaceae. The record is from RefSeq and is a predicted model, not a curated record. Gene Ontology annotation, molecular function: protein binding.
GAAGGAAGAGGUGCGUUUCCUAAAACCCUAACGAAACCCUUCUCAAGUUUCUUUGAAGCGAAGGUCAGGCAGAUACCCACAAGAAAGUAGCCGCCGGCGAGUUCCGCCGCCUCCGCCGCCGCCUCCAUGAGUCUCAUAGCCGGCUCCUAUGAAAGAUUCAUUUGGGGGUUCAAGCUUAGACCCGCCGAAUCCCAAACUCUGUCGCUAACCCCUAUUUUCUCCUACCCUUCCCAUAUUUCCGCCAUCAGAACCCUCGCCGCCGCCGGCCCCAUCGCUGCUUCCGGUGGCGCCGAUGAUACCAUCCACCUCUACGACCUCUCUACUGCUCUGUCCACCCCUCUGGAAAGCUCGCGUUGACUGUGGGUCGCGAUGAUUGCUUGGCUAUGAUCAAUUUGGUUCGGGGAAGGAGGAGUUUCUAUUGCAGGUUGGGGAGAGAGGCUAGUUUGGUGAAGUUUGAUGUGGGCGGGGAUAAGUUUUUCAUGGUCAUGGAGGACAAGGUAUCGGUGCAUGAGGCAGAGGAUGCGCGGCUGCUGUGCGAGUUCGAGAACAAGAAGCGGGUUCUUUGUGCCACGCCUUGCGAGAACGGAAUUCUGCUUACCGGUGGAGAGGACCGCUGUCUUACGGCAUGGGAUGUAAAAAGUGGGAAGGUGGCAUAUUCUAUAGAAGAAGCACAUGCUGCCCGUGUCAAAGGGAUUGUUGUUCUCACAAAGAAUUCCUCUGGUGCUUUCUCUGAUGAUGAUCCACAUGUAGUUGCUUCUGCAUCGACUGAUGGAGUUAUACGCAUUUGGGAUGUUCGCAUGGCAAUUAAGGACAAGCCAAAUCCAUUAGCUGAGGCAAAUACAAAAUCAAGGCUAACUUGUCUUGCUGGAUCGGCUCUUAAAUCUCUUAGGCGACCACAGGUUGGGAAGAACACAUCAGAUGAAGGGCAGUGUGUACCGCCAAAUGCCACUGACAACAAUGAGAUGGCUGAAUAAGGAAACUAAAUAACAUACAUUGAGUUGGCUGAUUAUUAGAUGCUGCUGGUGGUUGGAGGGGGGCGCCUUAUGCCGUGGAGAAUUGUUCUUUAUUUAGCUUCUCCCCUGUACACCUGCUGUAUUUAAGUUUUGACAUGAAAACAAGUGUUUAUAUUGAUUCGCAUAGGAAAUAUCAUUAAAUCUUUUCAGUAUUCAUAUUGAGGCAACGGCAAACAAAGUGGUGCUCUGUACCUGUAUUGUGUUUGAAAUGGUUAGUAAUAGACGGAAUUUUGAUAUGAAUAACUUCCAUUUUUAUGAA